Molecule: messenger RNA, 3789 nt
Organism: Monopterus albus (swamp eel)
Lineage: Eukaryota; Metazoa; Chordata; Actinopteri; Synbranchiformes; Synbranchidae
Gene: aco2
Product: aconitase 2, mitochondrial
Exons: 18
Coding region: 152-2494 (780 amino acids)
Biological process (GO): tricarboxylic acid cycle
Cellular component (GO): mitochondrion; cytosol
Molecular function (GO): 4 iron, 4 sulfur cluster binding; aconitate hydratase activity
Source: RefSeq, a predicted model, not a curated record
CAAAUUCCUCGUGCGUCCAGCACACCUGGCCAAUAGAGCUGAUUCUGAGUCUGAUAACAAAAAGGAUAAUGAUCUUUUCAGGACCUGCCAGACCACGGCUUACAAAUAUGUGACGUCACUACUACCCGGCACAUCUUUGUCAGUGAACAAAAUGGCAACGUACUGUCUUACUGUCGCCCGGCUGCAGCUGGCCCUGGGCCGUGGUGCACGGCGUCUGCAUGUAUCAGCAGCUUACAGAGCAAAGGCUCAAGUGGCCAUGAGCCGCUUUGAGCCCGCUUCUUUCAUCAACUACGAAAAGCUCCAGUCCAACGUCGACAUUGUACGUAAAAGACUCAACCGGCCCCUCACCUUGUCAGAGAAGAUUGUUUAUGGCCACCUCGAUAACCCCCACAGCCAAGAGAUCGUUCGUGGUCACACCUACCUGCGACUGAAUCCCGACCGCGUGGCUAUGCAGGAUGCCACAGCCCAGAUGGCGAUGCUCCAGUUCAUUAGCAGCGGCCUGCCAAAGGUGGCUGUGCCCUCCACCAUCCACUGUGACCACCUGAUUGAGGCCCAGAUUGGAGGAGCAAAGGAUCUGGCCAGGGCAAAGGAAGUCAACAAAGAGGUCUACAACUUCCUGUCCAGUGCUGGGGCAAAAUAUGGAGUUGGCUUCUGGAAACCAGGUUCUGGAAUCAUCCAUCAGAUCAUCCUAGAGAACUAUGCCUAUCCAGGAGUGAUGCUCAUUGGUACAGAUUCCCACACCCCUAAUGGUGGAGGACUUGGUGCCAUCUGCAUUGGAGUUGGAGGAGCUGAUGCUGUAGAUGUCAUGGCAGGAAUCCCCUGGGAGCUCAAGUGUCCCAAGGUGAUUGGCGUCAGGCUGACAGGAAGUCUCUCUGGCUGGACGUCUCCUAAGGAUGUCAUCUUGAAGGUGGCCGGCAUCCUGACGGUGAAGGGAGGUACAGGAGCCAUCGUGGAGUACCACGGACCAGGAGUCGCCUCCAUCUCAUGCACUGGAAUGGCCACCAUUUGCAACAUGGGAGCAGAGAUUGGAGCCACAACCUCUGUGUUCCCUUACAACCACCGCAUGAGGACCUACCUGGAGAAGACUGGACGUGGGCAGAUUGCUGCCUUGGCUGAUGAAUACUCAGACCUGCUGGUACCAGAUGAAGGCUGCAAGUACGACCAGAUCAUCGAACUCAAUCUGGACGAGCUGAAGCCCCAUAUCAACGGACCGUUCACCCCGGACCUGGCUCACCCAGUGUCUAAAAUAGGUGCUGUGGCUGAAAAGAACGGCUGGCCGCUGGAGGUUAAAGUUGGUCUGAUCGGCAGCUGUACAAACUCCAGCUACGAGGACAUGGGCCGCGCUGCCUCUGUGGCCAAGCAGGCUUUGGAUAAAGGCCUUAAGUGUAAGGCUCAGUUCACAGUCACGCCCGGCUCUGAGCAGAUUCGUGCCACCAUUGAGAGAGAUGGAUAUUCAAAGAUCCUUGCUGAUGUUGGAGGCGUGGUUCUGGCAAACGCAUGUGGGCCCUGCAUCGGGCAGUGGGACAGGCGUGAUGUGAAGAAAGGGGAGAAGAACACAAUCGUCACUUCCUUCAACAGAAACUUCACUGCCAGGAAUGAUGCCAACCCUGCAACACAUGCCUUCGUCACCUCCCCCGAGAUUGUCACUGCCCUUGCCAUCGCUGGCACAUUAAACUUCAACCCAGAGACAGACUACCUUACAGCUCCUAAUGGUGAGAAGUUCACGCUAGAGCCGCCCAGCGGAGAUGAACUCCCUGCAAGGGACUUUGACCCAGGUCAGGACACCUACCAGCAUCCACCCGCUGAUGGUACCAGCCUUAAGGUGGACGUCAGCCCUCAGAGUAACCGGCUACAGCUGCUGGAGCCCUUUGAUAAAUGGAGUGGAAAUGAUCUGGAGGACAUGCAGGUCCUCAUCAAGGUGAAGGGCAAAUGCACUACAGACCACAUCAGCGCUGCUGGACCUUGGCUGAAGUUUCGCGGUCACCUGGACAAUAUCUCCAACAAUAUGCUGAUCGGUGCAGUCAACAGUGAGAACGAUGCAGUCAACAAGAUCAAAAACUGCCUGACAGGAGAGUACGGAGGAGUCCCCGAUGUGGCCCGGCACUACAAGGCCAACUGUGUGUCAUGGGUUGUGGUCGGAGAUGACAACUACGGUGAAGGCUCCAGCAGAGAGCAUGCAGCGCUGCAACCCAGACACCUGGGAGGACGAGCCAUCAUUGUCAAGAGCUUUGCUAGAAUCCACGAAACUAACCUGAAGAAGCAGGGUCUGCUCCCACUGACCUUCAGCAACCCAUCAGACUAUGACAGGAUCUGCCCUGAUGACAAAAUCUCCAUCAGAGGCCUCAAAACCUUCACUCCAGGGAAGCCUCUGACCGCAGUCGUUAAGCACAGCGAUGGCAGUGAGGAGACCCUGGAGCUCAACCACAGCUUCAACAAGACACAGAUCGAAUGGUUCCGGGCAGGCUCUGCCCUCAACAGGAUGAAGGAGCUGUAGCACUGAGGAAGAGGCAUGAAGAGGGAAAAUGUGGACAAGGAGGAUUUUCAGGGGAGAACAGGGAGGUGAGGAUCACAGGGAGGCAGGAGGAUGUUAAUAACUGCUGCCUUAGCAUACAGUUGGGCCUGAGCUGAUGUGUUGGUAUACCUCUAAGAAGUGUUUGUUACUCCUGACUAAUCGCCAGGCUAAUGUUGAUGAUGGAACAUACAUCAUUCUUGACAGUAUUGUAAGCUGCUAUGUUUCAAAGUUGAACAGUGUUAGAGAUCAGAGCCAGUUGUACAAAAAGGGGAGACACACACAUAGACUUUAACACACUGAGCUUUGAUCGAAGCAGUGACAUGAUACGCUGCCAGCUGAUGUGCUUCCAGUGGUUUUGCAGCAGUUAAACAGGUCCAUACUGGAGCUGAGCCAGUUGAAGGCAGUUGGUCUCCUUGUUGCUUUCAGACUGUGCUACCUAGGAACAGUCAGGUCAGCAUGCUCCUGUGUUAUCUAAAGGCCACUCUGGAUUAGGUAACCACUGUUUUCGAUUGUAUCCAUGGCCCUGUUUUAAGUGAAGCUGGAGUUUCUCAACAAAACUUGUUGCAACACAUUCAUUCAUUCAUCUGCCCCGUUAGCCUGUCUGCCCCCUAGUCGCCACAAGGAGACAGUGUGCUGUCUAUAAGGGACAGGACCCUGCUAAUUUGAUGUAAAUGCCCACUUUCAAAGCAGUACCUAAAUGACAGCAGUUUUCUAGGUAUUGUUGAAAGGCAUCCUGGGAGCUGCACAGGUGCAUGACACAGAUAAAGUGGGUUCCUUUAGAUUUAGAUUCAGCCAGCAUUAAUUCUGUGACCUGUGGGACUGAGAACCACUGCAGACACUUCCUACUACACAAAAGGACUUGUCUAGUUUAAUACAAUGUAAGAAUGCAGCACAUUACCCUCUUCUUCCCUCAAACUGUCAUUAACCUCCCGUCCCGAUCAAGCUGAAUCUCUCAAAACAUAUCACAAGGUUUACCCAUUGUUUAUUUACUUAAACUUUUUUUCCUGGCGAAAGGUUCAGGCCUUUUGUUUUCCCCCAUCCCUGCAAACAAAAUGCAUUGAGACGUGAAUCACUUACCUCUUAUAACUCACUGUAUGUAAAAUGUCUGGCUCUAUAUAGUGUAAGUGUGUGUGUUAUAGAAGAGCCAAUGGGUUGUAAAAUAAGAAUUCACAGCUCUCAUUUAUUCACAUUGGCUCCACUGAUGUGACUGAAAUAUGUUUGUGGAAAUAUACAGUGAUGUAAUGAUCUAUCCUCUUCAUUAAAACUCUGAUUAAAAA